CAUGAAAUGAAUUAAGCUAGCUUCAACUCAACCUACGUAAUUAAUUAGGACAGGCGGCGGACAACAUGGCGGCGACCAUCGUACGACUUCUCCUUGUUUCACUCCUAGCAGCUGCUGCGGCGGCGGCCACAAAUUCAACGCACCCACAACAUCAUCGCCGCCCGCCAUACAACGUCCACCUUCUCCGCCACAGGACUGGGGCCGCCGGCCGGCACAUCCCCUUCAUCAACUGCCUCAGCUGGCGGCUCGGCGUGGAGACCAACAACAUAAGGGACUGGCACAUGGUCCCGCGGUUGUGCCAAGGCUAUGUCGGCCACUACAUGCUCGGCCGGCAGUACCACAAUGACUGCGCCGCCGUGGCUGCCGCCGCAUUGCGGUACUUGGCAGGGUUGCGCCAUGUUAAUAAGGACGGCAAGGAUGUUUGGGUGUUUGAUAUUGACGAGACCGCUCUCUCUAAUCUCCCUUAUUAUGCCCGAGCAGAUGUUGGGUUCGGAGCAAAGGCAUACAACGAGACAAAGUUCGAGGAGUGGAUAAAAGAAGCAAAAGCGCCGGCAAUGCCGGAGACACUGCGGAUUUACCGGAGGGUUCUGUCGAUGGGGAUCAAGGCGGUCUUCAUCUCCGCCACCAAAGAAGAACUCCGGCCAGCCAGGGUUUUGAAUCUUCAUCAAGCUGGUUUCAGAAUCUGGGAGUCCCUCAUCCUAAGGGAAAGAAACGAGACGGGUGGGGCAGUGGUGGAAUACAAGACGAGGAAGAGGACGGAGCUGGUGAAGAAAGGGUAUAGAAUCGUGGGGAACAUUGGAGACCAAUGGAGUGAUUUGGUGGGUGAAAAUGUUGGUUUCCGCACUUUCAAGAUGCCCGAUCCCAUGUACUACGUUGCUUAAUUAGUUAGCUUCAUCCAUCACUAUUUUUAUUUAUUUAUUUAUGUUACUUUUAUUUUUUAAAUUGCACUUGGGCAGUGCAUCACUAUUGUGAACCAAUAUUUUUCUUGAGUGAUUUAUAAAAAUGAUGUCUACUUGAACUGUUACAAUGAUAUAAAAGUAGAGAAAUUUACCUAAAUAGGACUAAAACAUAAUGACUUUCCCAAUAUAGGACCAUAUGUUUU
This is a messenger RNA of Cuscuta campestris, 1102 nucleotides long. The record is from the annotation of a GenBank genome assembly. Lineage: Eukaryota; Viridiplantae; Streptophyta; Magnoliopsida; Solanales; Convolvulaceae.